AUGGAUAAGUUAAAUUGUUGGGAAUAUUGUAAUCCAUCAAAUUUCAAGGAUAAAUUACCAAAACCAUACAAGUAUAUAAUUUAUAAAUCCUAACAGUUUCAUAAACAAGAUUAUGAAUACAAUGAUUUUAAAUGAAGUUUAUAAUAAAAUUUUCGAAAUUGAAAAGUAUAGAGAUGAUCCAAAUUAUGAAGGAAAUUUAAGAACUCUUCCACCUUAAGGGAUUUUUGAAAUACCAUAAUUAACAUAUAUUAGUCGAGAUAGUUCAGAUAAUUUAAUAGCUGCUGGUGAUUCAUAGGGAAAUUUGAUGAUACUUGAUUUAAUCAAAAAGAUUAGAAUUGCAAAGAAAGAAACAAAUGGUAAACGCAUUUUAAAAGUGUGUUUAAGCGAUAGGGAAUAAGCUAUGGAUGAAUAUAAGAAUGUUUGUGCGUAAAUGUUAAAUAUUAUAAAAUAGAAUUGGAGUAAUACAUCAUAAUGAUCCAACUGUUUAUAUUUAUCGAUAUAGAAUUAAUGAAAAUAAAAUUUAACUUCAUUAUACAAUUACAAUAUCUAAAGAUAAAAAUUAAAUAGGUGAAUAUCCUGUAGACAUAAAUAUUAGUUAAUAUUGCCAAUAUAUAUCAAUUGCAUAAUAUAAUGGUUUUAUUAAAGUAUUUAGGAUUCCAGAUAUUAAAAUUGAAAAUCAAUAGACUUUUAAUUAAAAUAAUAAUAAUAUUGAUGCUUAAAGUCCUAUAUAAAAUUAAUCAAAGAUGGUUGGCAGAGUUAGAGAAUAUCAAUAGAUUGGAACUCAAUAAUAAUAGAAUGUUAAUGUAUAGAGUUCACCUCUUGAUAUAUAAUGCAUAGAACUGACUGAUCUAGUGUAUUAAGUGAAAUUUAGAGGAGUAAAAAAAUAGUUGAAUUAUAAUGGAAUACUUGAGAAAAUGAAAACUGAAAGUAUUAAGGAAUCAUAAUAAGUGGAAGAUAAGGUAGAUCUAAAGAAGAAGUCUGGUGUUCCUAAUAAAAAAAAUAUAGAAUCAUCAUAAGUAGUAGAAGAGAUAUUAUAUGAUGAGAAUUAAAAUACAACUUAGAUUAGUGAUGAAGAUUAUCCAGAAUAAAAAUUUAAGGCACUAGUGGAAUUUGUUACAGAAAGAUUAAAUUUUUAGAAUGGAAACAGAACUUUUAAUGCUUUCAAAUAAUAGGAAUGUGUUACUGGUAUAGUAGUUGGAUGGACAAAUACAACUAUUUUAGAAAUACAUAAAUUUGCAAAUGUUUGUAAAUCUGCAUUACCUGAGUAUUUAAAUACUUAGUAAAUUUAAACAACUAUUUAAUAGAAAAUGAAACAAUAAAUAAUUGAAAUUUAAAUUUUAUAUCCUAUAAGUUCUUUAGCAAUAUCAAAAAAUUCAAUUAAUUUAGGUGUUGGUUUAAAAUAAGGGAGUGUAUUUCUUUAUGAUCUCAUAAUGGAAUAAGAAAAAUGUUAUUUGGAUAAACAUAUAUAUAGUUGUACUUUUAUGAAAUUUUGUGAAGAUAAUAGAUUAGUAUCAGCAUCAUAUGAUGGUAGUGUUAAUAUUUAUGAUACAUAAGAAUGUAAAUUAUUAUGCAAAAGAACUUAAUAAUUUAGAAAGGGAACAAGAAUGAAAAUUGAAGAAUAAAAAUAAGGAUUAUGGAGAAUAAUUGGAAUGAGUGUUAGUAAUACAGGAUUGGCAGUUGCUUAAGAUGCAUAAUAAGAAGUUAGAAUUUAUGAUGUUUGGCAUGGUGAAAAGAUAGCUAAAUUAUCACCUUAAUAAGUAAUGGAUGAGAAAUCAAGAUAAUGGGUUAUAGAAAAACCAAUUGUAGCAUGUUUUAAAAAUGAAAUAUUAAUAUCUGCUUUUACUAAAAUGGAUUCUACAAAAUAAACCACAUUAUAAAUUUUUAAGAUUUUUGAUAAUCUUGUUAAUUUAUUUCCUGGUUUGGCUAAUAUUUAUAGGAAAGGAGUGAAUAAGGAAAAAAUUAUGAAUUUAUUUUAGAGAAUAAAUAAAUCUGAAUUAUAAAAUACUUCAUUUGAAAUACCAAAUUUAUAGGGUCCAUCAUCAAAUUAAGUUAGAAUUACUGGAUAAGAAAAUAGGGCAUCUUUAUAAAGACCAGGGUAUAUAAAAUUUAUUUAAAUUUUAGAUCUAUUCAUAAUUCAAAUAGAAGCAAUAAAUUAAAUAAAUUACCAUCUGCUAUUAAUUAAAAUGGAAGAUAAUCAAGAGCUAUUUCUUUGGUUAAUUCACUUUAAAAAUCAAAUUAAUCUGAAUAAUAAGUUGAUUUUAAUUCAUCUUUUUAAAGCAAUAUACCAUCCUAAUUUACUUAUAGAUAAUAAAAAUAAAAUUCUAAAUAAAUUGUUCUUACUAAAGAAAUACUUCAUCCUGAACAGUUUCUAUUAGAAAAGCAAAAGAUAUAAAUUCCAUUUUUAGUAAAAGAUGAAUUAGAAAUGGUAUAACAUUGUAGAAAUAGAAAUUUUGAAAAAUUAGUAAGAAUAGAGAAAGUGAGUAAUAUGAUUCAAUAAGUGGGUUAAAAAUUGGCUAUAGAAGAAGAAAAGAAGAAACUAUAAAAACGUUACCUUCAAUUAUCGAUUGCUAAGUGA
Paramecium primaurelia is the source of this 2575-nucleotide messenger RNA. NCBI's taxonomy places the organism in Eukaryota, Ciliophora, Oligohymenophorea, Peniculida, Parameciidae. The record is from the annotation of a GenBank genome assembly.